This is a messenger RNA of Naumovozyma castellii, 1512 nucleotides long. RefSeq lists its product as uncharacterized. NCBI's taxonomy places the organism in Eukaryota, Fungi, Ascomycota, Saccharomycetes, Saccharomycetales, Saccharomycetaceae. The record is from RefSeq and is a predicted model, not a curated record. Bases 1 to 1512 code for a protein of 503 amino acids. The transcript has a single exon.
AUGUUCAAAACUAUUGAAAUACCCCAACACCAUCUAUCUAUUAGACAACCUAUUGGUUUGUUCAUUAGUAAUGAAUUUGUAAAAUCAUCGGAUGGUAACCAGAUCGAUACAUUUAAUCCAGCAACUAAAGAAAAACUCACAUCAUUUUAUGCUGGAUCUGAAACCGAUGUCAAUGUAGCUGUUCGUGCUGCACGUACAAGUUACACGAAAACUUGGUCCAAAACAUCACCUGAACAACGUACAGAUCUACUACUUAAACUGGCCUCCCUUGUGGAACGUGAUAAAGAAAUACUCGCAUCAAUUGAAACACAAGACUCAGGGAAACCAUAUUAUACCAAUGCACUUUUAGAUAUCGACAUGAUUAUCAAGUUAACUAAAUAUUUUGCUGGUUCAACAGAUAAGUUUACUACCGGUGAGACAAUCCCCAUUGAUCAUGAAACAUUGGCAUAUACUUUAAAGGUUCCGUUUGGAGUUGUAGCACAAAUUGUGCCUUGGAACUAUCCGUUGGCAAUGGCUUCUUGGAAAUUGCAAAGUUGUUUGGCGGCUGGGAAUACAGUGGUAAUCAAACCAUCAGAAAAUAGUUCACUUUCUUUGUUGUAUUUUGCUCAAUUAAUUGUGGAAGCUGGGUUCCCACCUGGAGUAGUGAAUAUUAUUCCAGGGUAUGGUACUGUCGUUGGAGAUGCAUUAUCAACUCAUCCAGAUGUUGACAAGAUUUCAUUCACUGGUAGCACCAAAGUUGGUUGUAAUGUCCUGGAACAAUCAGGUAAGUCCAACUUGAAAGAUGUCACAUUAGAAUGUGGUGGUAAGUCGCCCGCAGUUAUCUUCAAAGAUGCAAACUUAGAAGAGGCUGUCAAGUGGACUUCAGAAGGAAUAUUUUUCAAUUCCGGUCAAAAUUGUACAGCAAAUUCUCGUAUUUUAGUUCAACAUGAUAUUUUUGAUGAGUUUGUGCAUAAAUUUAAGGACUACACCAAGCGGAAAUGGAAUUUUGGUAGCAAAUUCGAUCCAUUUGAUAAAGAUUGUACCGUAGGACCAGUAAUCUCUCAAAAGCAGUAUGAAAAGAUUCAAGAAUACAUGACCUGCCCUGAAGGUUGCCCUGUUGAAGUGUCACAUAUAAUUGAUUACCCACCAGAUGAUAUUAAUGGAUAUUUUAUCCCACCAACCAUAUAUACAAAUGUGCCCCAAGAUUCUAAAUGGUGUAAGGAGGAAAUAUUCGGUCCAGCUGUCGUGAUUUCGGAAUUUAGAGAUUAUGAUGAAGCUUUAUCGCUGGCAAAUGACACAAGUUAUGGAUUAGCGGCAGCAGUGUUCACUGAAAACAUUCGUAUUGCCCAUGAAUUUGCACGAGAUAUUUUGGCAGGUACUGUGUGGGUUAAUACCAGCAAUGCAGAAGAUGUGACUUUACCAUUCGGUGGAUUCAAGAUGAGUGGUAUUGGUAGAGAAUUAGGUCGAACUGGGGUAGAGUCCUUUAUGCAAACCAAAACAGUUCAAAUCAAUAUUCGGAAACCUAAUUCCUAA